AUGGAUCCGUGCGGUCGGAUAGCGUUGGUGUCAUUUGUAUCGUCGCUGACAUCACUGGUGCUGAUAUGGCUCAUCAAACUGAUGGUCACUUUCGGCGAUAACGUAAUCACCGAUUGGUUUGUCAUGAUUUUCGUGAGUCACGCACUCAUCACUCACGCCAUACUUGGGCUCCGAUUUUACACGCGUUCAAAGCUAUACUUUCAGGUAUCGUUUAGGGCCAGCCUUUUGGGUGAGGGCUUGGCUUUGGGUUUAUUGGUGUCAACGUUGGGCACAACUAACUGGUCCACCAAUUUUGGCCUCUAUUUAGUGGUGUUAUCGGCCUUUCAUUUCAGCGAAUAUAUCGUCACAUCAAUCAUAAACCCGCGCUCUUUGUCUUUGGAUUCAUUCCUCUUAAACCACAGCAAAGAGUACGGCAUAGCGGCCGCCGCAUCGCUCCUGGAGUUCACUAUUGAGUCAUACUUAUGGCCACAAAUGAAGGCUCAUUUUUGGAUCACAACAUUUGGCUUAAGUCUGUGUAUGUUUGGCGAACUCAUGAGGAAGGGAGCGAUGCUUACGGCCAGA
Medioppia subpectinata is the source of this 561-nucleotide messenger RNA. The record is from the annotation of a GenBank genome assembly. NCBI's taxonomy places the organism in Eukaryota, Metazoa, Arthropoda, Arachnida, Sarcoptiformes, Oppiidae.